GUGCUGCGCCUGUCUUGCCAAUCGUUACAUCUAUAUAGGUAUACGCUGGAUAGCUGCUUGUGCGUCUACGUUAUUUGAUGCCUUUUGUCCAAACUCCGAUUUUGCACUCCGCACCUCGUGCGUACUUACCAUUAGUGCUGAUAGCAUUUUUAGGUGGUGCAGCAAAAGCUCGGACAGCGCUGGCUAAGCGCGCCACGUACAGCCGUGUAUUAUACAGUACGUAGCAGAAAAAAUCAAGCAGUUUUACUUAUGGUAGAUUAGGCCAGCCGCGCGUGAACCAUCGAAUUUUGGAAGGGGCAGCGGCGGAGUGACAGCGGCGUUGUUUAUUAUAAACACAAUCAUAAUACUGCGUGUGGCGAGCGCGGCACAGUCGCGAGCUACAGAAAGAGAGAAAGAGAAAGAGAGAGAGAGCGGUUAGUCGAAAGAACAACUUUGUCUUCUCGGAGAGAUAUAUAGCUGCACGGGGAAGCAGCAGCAGCAACAGCAGCAGCAAAAACUGCUGCGCUGCGCGCAAAAGGGAUAUUAUCUUUUCGCAGAUCGGCGUAGCUGCUCUCACACACACUCACGCACACUUACGAGAGAACGCAUUACAGGACGUUCAACAGGGUAUAAACAGCGGUCAGCUGCGAGUGCGAUCAGUGAGAGGAGCCAUCCCGUUUUUAUUUAUUUUUUUUUGAUACGUGGCAGCGCCAGCCCCGUUCGGCAGAAUUUCGACUGAAAGAAGGACCAGCUCAGCCCACGGAACCAUGACCGAAGUGGACGACGAGAAGGUUUUUCCACUUCGUAUACACAUACCACGGGCAAACAUCGUCAAGUCCGAGCGACCCAACACAGCCACGCUCAUACUCUUUCAUGGUUCCGGUGGAAAUGGAGAAGAUUUUAAGCAAUGGCUGGACAUCCUUAACAGAAAAGAACUCAGAUUUCCUCACAUUAAAAUUAUAUACCCAACUGCUCCAAUUCAGACUUACACCGCAAAUGGAGGAUUGCCAAGCAAUAUCUGGUUCGAUCGUAGGAAUGUAUCAAUUGAUGCACCAGAGUUAAAGCACUCUAUUGACAUAAUGUGCAAUAAAGCUUCUGAACUAAUUCAUAGAGAAAUUGCUGGUGGAAUUCCUCCAUCCAGGAUUAUCAUUGGAGGCUUUUCAAUGGGUGGGUGUUUGGCUCUACACUUAGCCUACAGGUUCAAAAGAGGUUUAGGUGGUUGCGUUGCCAUAUCUUCAUUUUUGAGUGAAAAGUCAUUGGUUUAUGAGUCUCUCAAAUUUGACAGUUCCACAAAGUAUCCAGAACUACUAAUGCUACACGGAAUAGAAGAUAAUGUCGUACCUUUACAGUGGGGUGAAAGUACUUUUAACAAACUCCAAACAUUGGGUGUCAAAGGAAGAAUGUUAGCUAUUAAUUCAGCAAGUCAUGAUAUAGAUGAAACAAAUUUAAAAUAUUUUAAAAGCUGGGUUAAAGAUAAAUUAAGAUAAAUAAGGUAUCUAUUUAUAGUCUUCUAUAAUAAUGUAAAAUUUUUUUACAUUUUAACUUGUAAAUCUGUAAAAUUUCAUAGGUAUUUUUGAAAUAAGACAAUUUGACUACCAUUUACAAUAUCAUUGUGACUUCAAUUUUGAAUUAACAGUCAGUAAAUUGUUUUUUUUUUUUCUUUAAUAAAAUUCAAAUGAAUCAAAGCGUUCCGUAAGACAGCGAAAAAGCUUUUUUUCAAUAUUGUGUACAUAUUACUAAUCAUUAUACAAAACGCACGAAAACGAAUCAUUAUACUUUUUAAUAAAGAGUAUAUUUUAUCAGUGUUCUUUUAAA
Molecule: messenger RNA, 1794 nt
Organism: Trichogramma pretiosum
Lineage: Eukaryota; Metazoa; Arthropoda; Insecta; Hymenoptera; Trichogrammatidae
Product: lysophospholipase-like protein 1
Exons: 5
Coding region: 747-1466 (239 amino acids)
Biological process (GO): protein depalmitoylation
Cellular component (GO): cytoplasm
Molecular function (GO): palmitoyl-(protein) hydrolase activity; carboxylic ester hydrolase activity
Source: RefSeq, a predicted model, not a curated record